Molecule: messenger RNA, 4296 nt
Organism: Abrus precatorius (Indian licorice)
Lineage: Eukaryota; Viridiplantae; Streptophyta; Magnoliopsida; Fabales; Fabaceae
Product: metacaspase-3-like
Exons: 9
Coding region: 64-1272 (402 amino acids)
Biological process (GO): proteolysis
Molecular function (GO): cysteine-type endopeptidase activity
Source: RefSeq, a predicted model, not a curated record
AUCGUUUGACUUGCUUAAUGUUCAUACUACUCUCCUUUAUAAAUCCUUCUAGCUUGGCCUGCUAUGCUUCAAACAAUGGAUGCUAAACCUAAAACCAGAACAAGCAGAAAGAGUGUUUUUCUUCCCACAAACACUACCUCAACUCGUUGCUUUGUUCUCUCAAACUGUAGUAGUUCAAAGCGUACUGGGGAAGCAACACUUACCUGCACAGGUUGCAAACAAGAGUUUCUAGUACCAUCAGCCACAACUACAUACCGUUGCUAUAAAUGUCAAGGUGUUAGCUAUUCAUUUUCACGUUAUGAGCAAUCAAGGGAGGAUGGUGGAUCCAAAUUGUUCAAACAUGAUCAACUUAACAAUGCUAACGCAAAUGGAGUUUUGCUGAGUAGAUUAUCUCCUUCUAUAGGUUCUUCCUCGCCCUUGUCCACAGAUCGUAACAAGCGUGCAGUUCUAUGUGGAGUUAUCUACAGGAACAGGAAAUUCAAGCUUGAGGGAACCAUUAAUGACAUUGUUAACAUGCAAAGUCUGUUGGUUGAUAAAUUUAAAUUCCCAAUUGAGUGCAUACGUGUCCUCACAGAAGAGCAGGAUCCCAAUUUAUUUCCAACAAAGAAGAACAUACUGGAAUCCUUAAGGUGGCUUGUGAGGGACUGCGAGUCAGGGGACUCGUUGGUGUUUUACUUCUCUGGACAUGGUUUGCAACAAACAGAAUAUCACAAAGGAGAAGAACUUGAUGGACUUGAUGAAACUAUUUGUCCUGUUGAUUUUAUGCAAGAAGGAACGAUCACUGACAAUGAAAUAAAUUCUACCAUUGUUCAGCCACUCAAGAAGGGUGUCAAACUUCAUGCUAUUCUUGAUACUUGUCAUAGUGGAACAGCACUUGAUCUUGCUUAUGUCUACAACAAAGAAAAAGGCAGUUGGAAAUGGAAAGAUAACAAACCCGGUAGCAAAAACCCUAUUGUAAAACAUACAAGUGGUGGACUUGCUGUUUGCCUCAGUGCUUGUGAAGAUGGUCAAAUGGCUGCUGAUACUGCAGCUUUUGGUGGAAAAGGGACGAAUGGUGUUAUGACCUAUCUUUUCUCAAAAGUAAUCAAAGAAAAUUCUGAAUUAACAUAUGGCCUUUUACUAGAAAAGAUAAAUGACGAAAUUGGAAGGAUCCACCAAAGCAAAUUCUAUAACAGCUUCUUGAAACGCAUUUUCAAUCGUAAGGUUGACCAGGACCCUGUUUUAUCAUCGUCUGCGAAAUUUGAUGUUUCUAAAAAGAUAUUUAAAUUGUGAGCAUGUACGCUGAAACUUGGAAAAGACAAUUCUCUCAUUUGUUAAUUGGUUGCUAAGGUCAGGACAGAAUAUUAUUGGCUAUUCAUCAUAUCUAUUUCAUGAUAGAAGAAGUAAUUCAUGAUGACAUGGGAUUCUGUUGAUAGAAUAAAGUCUGGACUACUAUGCUAGAUUAUUUGUUUGAUAAUUAUAAAAUUGGUUUGAGUUUCAUUUCUAAUGAUAUUUAUUUUCCUUUCUCUCCAUGCAAUAAUCCAUGGUAUUAUAAGUAAUCUUAGGUUUCUGACUUAACAAUUCCCCCUUUUUUUCAUUUUGCACCUUCGAUUUGAGUUUGACACACAAUUUUUUUAAAGUUAAAGAGGAGAACAGUACUUACUGCUGUUUCCAGUUAAUCUGGCCAAUAUUUGCAUUAACUUUCAAGCAUUGCAUGAUGUGGUAAUCCAAGUUAUUGCCAUGUUUUAUUAAAUAGGAACCCUGCAUUCACAAAAAUGUCUCUUCAGUAACUGAUUCAGACAAUGAAUUUGUUCUCCUUUUGCCGUCAUUCUCUCACCUCUGCAAUCAAUUGGGUUAAUAUGGGAUGGAAAUUUGAAAGCAUAUAAUUUUUAUUUUGAAAGGGGAUUUUACCGCAUCAUAUGCAAAAAUUUCCCAUGAUUUCAGAAUUUUUUCAGAAGAUUCCUUUCGUUUGGAUAUCCACCAUACAGUUAGGAAGGAUUCAAAUAAAAAUGUCACUACAUUUCCGGUUUCAACAAAAAACAAAGUCUUUGAAAUAAAAAUUCGGUUCUUACUUCUUUAAUAUUGUCAGAGAAAACUGAGAAUAGAAUAAUUUCUUGAAAGCUAUGAAUUGUCUCUCUAACUAAUUUAACUAUUUUCUUCCCGGUGACGUAAGAUGAAUCUAUUAGGUCAAUAACUCUCAUAACUGUAGUAUGUACUUGAAAUAUUUCCUCCUCAAUAGUAGGCGAAUUCUAUAGAGCAUUGGCAUAAGGCAUAAAGACAUGAGCAAGAACCUUUACAAAACUGACUUGCAUUGCACGCCUAUUAAUAUUUAUUUUCUAAUAUAUUGCAAAAAAUUGGUAUAAGCAAUUUAUACAAUUACAGACAGACUCAGUUUGUCAGCCAAUAUAAUUAAAAAAAAAAAAAAACUUACUAGAAAGCUACAUUGAUCAUCCACAACCAGACAAACAACACUUGAAGCAUCUGGUUCUUGAUGCUUUAAUGAGUGCUAAUUCAAGAGAAAGAUGUAAAUCUUAUCUUGGACAAAAUUGUAAGAUUCUCCACCUCAUUCACUUAGGUUCCUCAUUGUCUAGGCUACCUAACCCAUCUGUCAAAUGGUAAAUUUAAUCAUAAUUUAAGUUCAACUAAGAUUAACUGGGUAUUACUAGAACAUUUAAUAUCUCUACCUUGCCUGCAUGCUUGGAAAUUGGGAUGAAAAACACUUGGGAGAAUGUCAUAUGGAAGCCUAACCAGGAUUAUGCUGCUGAUACCACCAAACAAAAGUUUAAGUCUUCCAUGAUCACUGCUAAUCCUGGCAGUGACAAACAGAAUGAUAGAGCUUUAAUCAAUAAUUCAGGAAAUGUUACAGGAGAUGGGAAUGGAUCACUUCAUCUCAACACCUACAAUUUCAACAUGAAUUAUCAUGCCUGUGGGAGUCCUGUUCAAUUCUAUUAUUAUCCUCAGUUUCCACCACAACCUCCAUUGUGGUCUCCUUCUGCAUAUGGUAAAAAGAGGGCAGUGUUAAUGGGAAUCAGUUAUAUUAAAAGGGCGCCGAAGCUUGAAGGUUCUGUGAAUAAUGCUCAGCGCAUGAAAUACUUUCUGACUCACAAUUUGGGUUUCCCUUGUGAUUCCAUUUGCAUGCUCACAGACCUGCAGAUGAUCCAGAGAAGCAAAAUCGAGUCCCAACAAAAAAUAACAUGCGAAAAGCCAUGAGGUGGUUGGUUGAGGGUUGCCAACCAGGGGACUCAUUAGUGUUUUACUUCUGUGGACAUGGAUCAAGGGUGAAAGACAAGGUGAAGAGACUUGACAUGGAUGAGGUUGAUGGGUAUGAUGAAGCAAUAUGCCCAGUUGAUUAUGAGGACAAGGGAAAGAUACUUGACGAUGAAAUCAAUGCCACAAUUGUUAGGCCUCUACCUUGUGGUGCCAAACUUCAUGCCAUCGUUGAUGCCUGCUUUAGUGGAACAGUUCUUGACUUACCAUUUAUGUGCAAGAUGAACAGGUAAUUAUGAAUGGGAAGAUCAUAGACACCCCAAAGCUUGUUACAAAGGCACAAAAGGAGGGCUAGCAAUUUGCAUUUCAGCUUGUGGUGAUAAUGGAAAUGCAGCAGACAAAUCUGCCUUGACGUACAGUUUUCUCCAAGCCAUGCAAGAUGAACCUAAAUUGACUUAUGGACACUUGCUCAAUGCCAUGCGCUUUAUAAACCAUUGGGCAAAAGCAGGAACAUUUGAUCUAAAUGGCCAAGUGCUUGCCAUGGACACUUGGCUGCAAUAUGCUCAUGAGCCACAACUGUCAUCUUCUGAGAUGUUUGAUAUUUAUUCAGAGUCUAUUGCAAUAUGACCAUAACAGGUAGUAGUAGACUAGUAGCACUGUCAAAAGAAAAUGGAUACGAGGAAUAGGUGGGGUUAAUCCUGUUGGAAGAAAAAGAAUGAUAUCAUGAUGGGAAAAGAUGAAUAAAGUGUUAUCAAGAAUGAUAGCAAGACAGGAAAGUACUACACUAUACUACUUUCUCGUUGUGCUAACCAACCACAAGUUAUUCCAAGUCAAUCCCAAGUGUAACCUCAUAUAGAUGUCUGAUUUACACACAGCAUUUAUUGAGGACGUGUGAGUUAUGUAAACUAUUGUUGAACUAGUGUUUUAUUUUCGUUUUACCUCUGCUGAGUUAGAUCAAACUUUAUCCAUCUUCUGCCGAUUAGUUUACCUUGAUGAGUCUAUUAAUGGGUCAUUAAAACGUUGUAUUGUAGAACAGUAACAUUGGGAUGGGUCAGUACUCUGAGAGUGUAUGUUCUUUCUAUCCUAAAUCAAUCACCCCCGUCCAUCAUC